GCUCUCUACUUUGCAACUGGACACCGAUAGGGGGCAUCACGGGCGUUUGGAUAGCAUACCCCCCAGUUCUAUUAACCAGCGGUUCACAAACACGCAAAGAACACAAGAGCAGGGAGACCCAUCCCGCUUCACCCAUGGCACCACCACCUCCUCCAUCCACGACCUCAAUAGCAAACGCAAAACCAAAAGCAAACGCAAACGCAAUCACACCUUCAAAACCCUCCUCCACUGCUCCUCCUCCCAAUCCCAAUCCCAAUCCCAAUCCCAACCCAGAAAGCACGACCGCGCCCUCCGAUCUCUCCACCGAACAACCACCAGCACCAAGCAAGAAGCGCAAACGCAAAGCCACCCUCGCGCAAAAACCGCACAUAUGCCACAGCACCACGUUCCGGCACCCGCGCUGGUCGUAUAUGCACCUCGAGCUCGUGACGCCGGGCACGGCUGCCGCUGUUCGGAGUAGGUGUACCUCCGACCUCGUCAAGCAAGGAGACCAGUCUGAGGGUGAACGAACCCAAGGACACGAACAAGAAACCCCAGACACAGACACAGACACAGCCAUGCCCGACCUCCCCCAACCCCCCACCUCCACCUCCCCUCCCCACCAACCAUCCCACCACCCCCCCUCCCUCUCACCCCUAACAACACUCACCCUCCUCACCCCGCCACUAACCACGCACCUGGGCCUCCUGGGCUCCGCAAUCCCGCUCGACAUACUGCACACGCGAGGCCGGCACGUCUGGGUGCGGAUCCCGCGGCAGGAUGCGGGGGCGAUGCAGGCCGCGUUGGCCGGGUGGAUGGGUUGGUGCGGGGAGGAUUUGGUUCCUGGGGAGAAUAAUGGGAAUGGGAAUGGGAAUGGGAAUGGAGGGGGAAGAGUGAGGUAUGCGUGGCGGGUGCGAGGGGUGGGCGGGACGAUUGUUGGUGUUGGCGUCGGGGAUGGGGAGGCGGAUGGGAGUGAUUUAUUUGGGAUAUGA
Molecule: messenger RNA, 971 nt
Organism: Westerdykella ornata
Lineage: Eukaryota; Fungi; Ascomycota; Dothideomycetes; Pleosporales; Sporormiaceae
Exons: 1
Coding region: 135-971 (278 amino acids)
Biological process (GO): intronic box C/D snoRNA processing; nuclear-transcribed mRNA catabolic process, RNase MRP-dependent; tRNA processing
Cellular component (GO): ribonuclease MRP complex; nucleolar ribonuclease P complex
Molecular function (GO): ribonuclease MRP activity
Source: RefSeq, a predicted model, not a curated record